Messenger RNA from Polyodon spathula (Mississippi paddlefish), 2995 nucleotides. RefSeq names its product phospholipid-transporting ATPase IC-like. Gene Ontology annotation, cellular component: plasma membrane. The record is from RefSeq and is a predicted model, not a curated record. NCBI's taxonomy places the organism in Eukaryota, Metazoa, Chordata, Actinopteri, Acipenseriformes, Polyodontidae. Gene Ontology annotation, biological process: Golgi organization; phospholipid translocation. Gene Ontology annotation, molecular function: ATP binding; ATPase-coupled intramembrane lipid carrier activity; ATP hydrolysis activity. The coding region runs from base 372 to 2585 and encodes 737 amino acids. The transcript has 17 exons.
CUCUGCACGGCGGGCCCUGUCUUUCAGAGCACACCUGGCAGGUGAAAGCGAACGACAGGGAUUUUAACAACCAGUUCACGAAGAAAGGAUUCCUGUGUUUCAAAAGAAGAAAAUACGCCGAUAAUGUUAUCAAGACCAGAAAAUACAACGUACUCACGUUUUUGCCAUUCAACCUGUACGAACAGUUUCAAAGAGUGGCCAAUGUCUAUUUCUUGCUGAUGGUGAUCCUACAGGCCGGGUGCUGUGUGAGGAGCCCAAUAGCCAGCUGCACUUCUUCUCUGGGGUCCUGCACUGGAGAGGGGGGCAGCACCCUAUAGACAACGACCGCAUUCUGCUGAGAGGCUUCCGCCUGAGAAACACGCACACCUGCUAUGGACUGGUCCUCUUCGCAGCCAGUGGACCUGUGCUGGAACAGAUACGCGGAUGGGAAGCUGCAGCUUCAUGACGAGCUCCUGCUGGAGAGGCUGAGGAGUCAAGAGGACCAGGACCUCAGGGAGUUCUUCAGAGCGCUGUCUGUGUGUCACACCGUGAUGGUGGAGGAGAAAGACGGAGACCUUCUUUACCAGGCCGCCUCUCCUGAUGAAGAAGCCCUGGUGACGGCUGCGCGGAACCUGGGGUUUGUGUUCUUGUCUCGAACCCAGGACUCGGUGAUGGUCAACGAGUUGGGGGUGGAGCGGCACUACCAUGUGCUGGCCAUGCUGGACUUCAGCAGCCAGAGACGCAGGAUGUCUGUGCUGGUGCGUGAGCCGGAGGGAGGGUUGAAGCUGUACUGUAAAGGCGCUGACAUUGUGAUCUUCGAGAGGCUGGCCCCCGACAGUCCCCACAGAGACGCUACAGAAAAAGCUCUGGACGGCUUCGCUGAAGAGACACUGCGUACACUGUGCCUGGCCUGCCGGAGCGUGGAGGAGGGGUUCUACCGCGAGUGGAUCGAUGAGCAUCACCACGCAAACAUGGCGACGCAGGGCCGCCAGCAAGCGCUGGAGGCAGCGUACGAGCGCAUCGAGAACAACCUCACUCUGCUGGGAGCCACUGCGAUCGAGGACAGGCUGCAGGAGGGGGUCCCCGAAACCAUCUGCAGUCUCAAGAGGGCCGGCAUCAAGAUCUGGGUGCUCACCGGGGACAAGAAAGAGACUGCGGUGAACAUCGGCUACUCUAGUAAACUGCUGAGCAGCAACAUGACGAUCCUGGAGGGCAAGGACCUCAGGACGUUGCUGGAGCCGAUGCAGGAGGAGAAAAGCAGUGACAGCAAUAACAUUCCCCGGCUCAGUAAAGAGACUGUCUGGACGAAUCAAGAGCUGCGGGAUCUGCACAAACUGGGAGCUCAGAGGAAAGCCCUGGUCAUCACUGGACCAGAACUGGAGUUUAUCCUGAGGGCAAGUGACUCUGCAGGCGGUGCGCAUGGCCAGCAGGUGGAGCUGCAGAAGAGCUUUGUGGAGCUGGCCAGCAGCUGUCCGGCUGUGAUCUGCUGCAGGGUCACUCCGCUGCAGAAAGCCCGCAUGGUGGAGCUGGUGAGGCGGUACCAGGGGGUCGUGACGCUGGCCAUCGGGGACGGAGCCAACGAUGUCAACAUGAUAAAGACGGCCCAUAUCGGCGUGGGUAUCAGUGGGCAAGAGGGUCUGCAGCCAGUUCAAUGCAGUGAUUACUCCAUCGCUCAGUUCAGAUUCCUGCAGCGCCUCCUGCUGGUGCACGGCCGCUGGUCCUACAUCCGCAUCUGCAAGUACCUGCGCUUCUUCCUGCUCAAGACCCUGAGCUUCACCUUCGUGCACAUCUGGUACUCCUUCUUCAACGGCUUCACUGCGCAGCGAGGGUUUGAGAACUGGUUCAUCACCUUUUACACGAUCCUAUACACUUCGUUCCCAGUGCUGAGUAUGGGGCUGCUGGAGAAGGAUGUGAGUGACCGGGCCAGCCUGCAGUGUCCUGAGCUGUACCGGGUCGGGCAGUACCAGGAGCUCUUCGGGUACCGUGUGUUCAGUAUGACAAUGCUGCACGCCCUGCUCACCUCCCUCAUCCUGUUCUUCAUCCCCUUCGGAGCUUUCCUGCCCUCUGCACUCGACUACCAGACCUUCGCUGUCACCGUGGCAACCGCCACUGUGUUCACCACCACCGCUGAGAUAGCCCUGCAGAUCUGGACCUGGACCCUCCCCAACGCUCUAGCUAUUCUGCUCAGCAUCGUCUUCUACUUCACUGUGACCUUAAUGCUGCACAGUUUCAAGUUAUACCAAACCUGGCCCAAAGUCUUUCUGUUCCCAGGUGCCUCCCUGAGCACCCUGCGAGACCCCUACAUGUGGCUGAUUGUGCUGCUGACUGUAACGAUCUGCCUGCUGCCCUCCCUCACUGCCAGGGCCCUGGACACAGUACUGCGACCUCCAGACCUGCACAGGGUACACAGUUCGGAGGGCCAGAGAAUGUCAGUCAGCACUGUGGAUCUGCGCUCUGGUUUCCAGAGGGACCAGCCUCAGCGACGCUCCUCUUACGCCUUCUCCCAGGAGUGCGGUUUUGGAGAGCGCAUUGCCUCAGGGACCAGUCUACGCAAAGGCAAGGGGUCCAGGAGGGCUGGGAGGCAGGGGCUGGGGGAACAGCAGUGACCGUGGACUCCGAGCAGGGAGCGAAUGCAUCCAGUACUGUCCUGUGCAAACUAAAUGAAUGCAAUGACAAACGUUUCAAAAAAGACUUCUAGUCGAAACGUUUUUGUUUUUGUAAAUAAUAUAGAGUUUUGUAAAGUUUAUAUAUUUUUUAAAUGUUUCUGUAAUAAAACUAAAAACAACCUUGUUAUCUAAUCAACACUGCUAGUCUCUUUUUGCUGGAGUUCCCACACUGCCAGAGUGAAUGGUUAAUUCACAAUUAAAAUGACACGGACCACAAAUUCUGAAUGAUUAGAGAAGAAUUUAUUAACAUAAGUUACAGCACAGUAAUGAACACAAAUAAAAAGAUGACCAUGUAUCUUUUUUUUAAAGCUUUUUUUAGUUUUUUUGUGUAACGUUGCUGUCGCUGAGAG